GUCAAUUUUAUUCCAAAACAAUUGAAAUUAUUAACCGCUUACGUGUUUCAGGCAUGAUCCUAAGCACGAAUUCAUUUGCUUCUCAUAAUAACUGUGAAGUGGGCACUAUUCUCACUCCCAUUUGACAAAUGAAGUGGCCGAUAUACAGAGUGAUUUGCCCAAGGCCAUAUAACUAACUAGUAAGUGGCAAUGCCAGGAUAAUAAUUUAGGUUGACUAACUUGAGAGCCUGAGUCUUAGCCAUGCAUGCUGUAAACAAAAAUUAGAAAUCAAAACUUCUGAAUUCCACUGAAGAGUUCACUUUAAGCAAACGGGGUGAAGGUCGGAUUAGCCACUAACGGUUUGAAAAGCACAACAGGGAGGGAUUGCCUCACCAGCUUGCUUUCUAUAGAGUAGCGGCAACGGACCUGCCUGUUUCGCUGAAACUGUUAACCCCCCAAGUUGAGAAUUUGCACUAACUAAGUCGAAUUUGCAGUUAGGAAACCUUCCUGGAUUCCUGGGGCAGUGCCGAGUGGUGCGAGCAAAGGCCGGGCCCACUGCCAGAGGCCCGCGCCGCUUGCGGCACAGAACCUGAGAGUGGGAAGGCGUAGGCGCCCGGGCGGGAGGCGCCCGGGGUGUGGAAACUCUCGCGGGAAGAUGCGUCGUUGCCUCGGUAACCGCGCCGCAGUCGCUAAAGAUGGCGGGGCGAAGUCUGGGUCUCACGAGAAGCAGCGUUCCAGGGACUCCGCUUCCGCCACCCCUUCAGCAACCCUCUACACCUGGACCCGAUCUCCUCGCCUUGGAGGAAGAAUAUAAGAUCUUCAGUAUAUCCCAAUUAUUUUCUGCUUUUAGGCGUUUAAAUGCAGAGUUGCAGGCAAAAACAGCUGACGUAGUUCGACAAGCUAAGGAAAUAAUAAGAGAUCGGCAAGAAGUACAAUCUAGGCCUGUUUCAACACAAAUGAAAUCAUGUGAUGAUGAAGAUGAUUACAGUUUAAGAGGUCUAUUACCAUCUGAAGGGAUAGUUCAUCUUCAUUCAGAAACUAAGCCAAAGACCAAAAACACUGAUCCUGUAAACAAGGUUCAAAACAAAUUACACUCUGCAAAUAAAGGAAGGAAAACAAAUUCAAGUGUUAAAUUGAAAUACUCUGAUGUCCAAACUGCCAACGAUGUUGCCAUUCCAGAGGAUUUCUCAGACUUUUCCCUUGCAAAAACAAUUAGCAAAAUUGAAGGGCAACUGGAGGAAGAAGGCUUACCUGAAUAUAUAGAUGAUAUUUUUUCUGGUGUUAGUAAUGACAUUGGAACAGAAGCACAGAUCAGAUUUCUAAAGGCCAAACUCCGUGUUAUGCAGGAGGAGUUGGAUAAUGUUGUAUGUGAAUGCAAUAAAAAGGAGGAUGAAAUUCAGAAUUUAAAGUCUCAAGUAAAAAAUUUUGAAGAAGAUUUUAUGAGACAGCAGCGAACAAUUAAUAUGCAACAGUCUCAAGUAGAAAAAUACAAGACUCUUUUCGAAGAAGCAAACAAAAAGUGUGAUGGAUUACAGCAACAGUUGUCUUCAGUAGAAAGGGAAUUAGAAAAUAAAAGAAGACUGCACAAACAGGCUGCAAGUAGUCAAAGUGCCACAGAGGUUCGCUUGAAUAGAGCUCUAGAAGAAGCAGAAAAGUAUAAACUGGAGUUAAGUAAAUUAAGGCAAAAUAACAAGGACAUAGCAAAUGAAGAACACAAAAAAAUUGAAGUGUUAAAAUCAGAAAACAAGAAGCUAGAAAAACAAAAAGGAGAAUUAAUGAUAGGGUUCAAGAAACAGUUAAAAUUAAUUGAUGUUUUAAAAAGGCAAAAGAUGCAUAUUGAAGCUGCCAAGAUGCUAUCUUUCACUGAGGAGGAAUUUAUGAAAGCACUUGAAUGGGGAAAUUCAUAAGUGAUCUACUUCAGUUAGUCUCUAUGACAGUAUGUGAUGGAUACCCAUUUUACUUAUUGUAAUGGUUUGAAUGAUUUUUACUCUUCAUAAGUAAUAUAUUUGAUUAUGAAAUCAAAAUAAUUUCAAAGAAUUCCCUUUUUAGAUUUAGGAGAUACAAAACUGAUGCAUUAUUCUGAUAUGUAGUUAUUAGAAAAAAAAUUUUGUAAAAUAAAGCAACAAUUUAACUCUUGA
Molecule: messenger RNA, 2117 nt
Organism: Pongo pygmaeus (Bornean orangutan)
Lineage: Eukaryota; Metazoa; Chordata; Mammalia; Primates; Hominidae
Gene: TEX9
Product: testis expressed 9
Exons: 12
Coding region: 675-1886 (403 amino acids)
Source: RefSeq, a predicted model, not a curated record